Messenger RNA from Marchantia polymorpha subsp. ruderalis, 3319 nucleotides. NCBI's taxonomy places the organism in Eukaryota, Viridiplantae, Streptophyta, Marchantiopsida, Marchantiales, Marchantiaceae. The record is from the annotation of a GenBank genome assembly.
AACUGGGGGCCGAGCGAGGGCGAGCGAGGGAGAGGGAGAGGGAGAGGGAGGUCGUAGAGAGAGGGCUCGAAGGGAAUCGGUCUCACGAGAGGAACGUGGCUGGGGUCCAUGCGCGCAAUAGUGCCAGGGCUGUACACCUGGUGCUCGAAGAUUGAGGGACGAAGGCCUUCGCGCAAAGCAAUCCCUCAUCUCUGCCCUCCCCUCCGCUCAGUUCUCUGCCCUGCCCUGCCCUGCACCGCCCUCCCCCCUCCCCCUCCCUCUCCCUCCAUCCCCCCUUCCUCUCGCCUUGCUUUCCCUUGGCUCUUCCGCACCGAGUUCUCUUUCUCGCACAAUCUUCUUCUCCUAUGGCCCGGAGGCAAAUUUGAGGGGCGUCAGGUCCAAGUCACCGGAGCGGACGAACGGUCGCCGUUGAAAAGUCAGGCAUCGAAAGAGAGACAGAAAGAGAGAGAGAGGGAGGGAGAGGGAGAGAGAGAGGAAGAAGCAGCAGCAGUGGCAGGAGGUGGCAGGAGCAACAGCCCUAGGGUGGAGGAGUUUGUGGUAGAAGGUGAAGCAAGCAAGCCAGCAAGCCGAGGACUGUGAGGCCUGAUCCAUCGAACAGCUUAGGGAGAGAGUCGAAGCCCUUCCGCCUGUGGAUCGCGAAGGAGGACUCGAGGCCGGGGCUGUUUCCAAUCAGGCGGCGAUGGACGGUCGAGCCCGAUAUCCAAGCUGUUAGGAGGAUCGUGUUUCGCGUUGUCGCUCACGAAGGGGUUGUAGAGGUGGUUACACGAUUUCGCGCAAAUUACCUGGGAAUCGGGUAACCAUGGGGAGGUCCGUGUCUAUCAGAGAUGUGAUCUUAGCUGCCGUCGUGAUUUUCCACACUUUGGCCGGCCAGACGUGGGCUCGAUUUGUAGUCGAAAAGAAUAGCAUCAAGGUGACAUCACCCGAUUCGUUGAAGGGUAAUUAUGACAGCGCCAUUGGAAAUUUUGGUAUUCCUCAGUAUGGAGGAACUAUGGUCGGCACCGUCGUGUACCCGAAGGAAGGCUCGAAUGCGUGUGUGCCGUUCGGUACCUCUUUCAAAUCAGGUCCCUCAGGUGGGCUUCCCAUCGUCGUCCUGGUGGACCGAGGUGACUGCUUUUUCGCCCUGAAAGUGUACAACGCGCAGCUAGCCGGAGCUGCUGCGGUGCUCGUCGCAGAUGACAGGUUGGAGCCCUUGAUCACCAUGGACUCACCGGAGGAGGAUGCAGCAGUUUUGGAUUACGUCGACAACAUCACAAUCCCGUCCGCCCUCAUCGACAAGGCCUUCAGUGAUGACUUGAAGAAGUCAUUGAGUGGCGGUGAAAUGGUGAACAUCAAUCUGGACUGGAGGGAGUCUUUGCCUCAUCCCGACGAUCGUGUUGAAUUUGAAUUCUGGACCAAUAGCAACGACGAGUGCGGUCCCAAGUGCGAUGCACAGGUGGAUUUUGUAAAAAAUUUUAAAGGCGCUGCCCAGAUUUUUGAGCAGGGAGGGUAUACUCUGUUCACUCCUCACUACAUCACUUGGUAUUGUCCUCAGCCAUUCAUUUUCAGCAAGCAGUGCCAGGCUCAAUGCAUCAACCACGGCAGGUACUGUGCACCAGAUCCGGAACAAGACUUUGGCCGCGGGUACGAUGGUAAGGACGUGGUGAUAGAGAAUUUGCGGCAGCUGUGUGUUUACAAGGUCUCCAAGGACAGCAAAAGGCCGUGGACUUGGUGGGACUACGUUACAGACUUUCAAAUUCGAUGCCCAAUGAAGGAGAAGAAGUACAACGGAGAGUGUGCAGAAGAAGUUAUAAAAUCUCUGCAAUUACCUGUUGACCAGAUCAAAAAGUGCAUGGGCAACCCUGAUGCAGAUGAGGACAACGCUGUUCUAAAAGCCGAGCAAGAUGCGCAGGUUGGACAAGGCAGCCGAGGAGACGUAACAAUUUUGCCAACUCUUAUCAUCAACAACAGACAGUAUCGUGGAAAGCUGGAUAAAGGAGCGGUGCUCAAGGCCAUCUGUGCAGGUUUUGAAGAAACAACAGAUCCUCCCCCUUGCCUGAGUGAAGAAGUGGAAACAAAUGAAUGUCUCACCAACAACGGAGGUUGCUGGCAAAACCCUAAGGCGAAUGUCACGGCUUGCAUGGACACCUUCAGGGGCCGUGUCUGCCAGUGCCCCAUUGUGCAGGGUGUCCAAUUCCAGGGUGAUGGAUACAACAAGUGUGAGCCAACGGGUCCAGGACGAUGCAAGAUAGACAACGGAGGCUGUUGGCAAAGUGACCAAAGUGACCAGAACGGUAACGGUGUGAAGUUCUCGGCAUGUUUGGAUACUGAGCUGACGGGCUGCAAGUGUCCUCCAGGAUUCAGAGGAAACGGCGUUGACCACUGCGAUGACAUCAAUGAAUGCAAGGAGAAACUUGCCUGUCAAUGCCCGGAGUGCACCUGUAAAGACCUUUACGGAGGAUAUGAUUGCCAGUGUGAAGGAGAUCUUCUUUACAUCAAGGAGCAUGAUACCUGCAUCAGCAAGAAGAACGCAACAGGCAAAGUGGGAUGGCUAGUGAUAGUUGUUGUACUGUCUGGUUUAUCAGUGAUCGGAGUUGGUUGUUACAUGGUCUACAAGUAUAGGCUCAGGUCAUACAUGGACUCGGAAAUCCGUGCCAUUAUGGCUCAGUACAUGCCUUUGGACAGUCAGACCGAGAUUCAACACCAUGACAGAUCGGAAAUCUGAUAAACUGAUUGUGCAAUUGAUUGAUUUUCGAGGUGGCCUUUCCACCGGCAUCCUCUCGUUCGAACUUGAGUAUCUGCAGAGAUGCCUCCACUUUCAAUUGAUGACCUCUUUUGAUCGCGCGAAAGUCGUAGUUUCCAGCUCUCAACCAUAUGUGACAUGUACUUUGUCCAUGAAAUGAAAAAAUCUGAAAAAAUGAAAACCUACAGCGAUACCUGCUAGAAAUGUGUCCAGGCCAUUCUUCUCUUUGUCUGUUCAGUGGCUUCCAGGAUUGCUGGUGGUUAACGAAUCUUAGUCGUGAGCUUGGUGGUCUGUCAAUGACUUUCGCCACACGCGAGACCCACGGUUGAAAGAAUGAUUAUGAACAGUACAACCGCUGUAUCUUAGUGGGUAGCAUCUUAGCGUUUCUGUACAUAGCAGUGCAAGUGUAGAUGUUAAUAUAGGUGGGGUACAAUGAUCCAAAUGGCUGAAGAGGAUCUUUCCUGAUGUAAUUCUGGGUUGUUGCCCUCCGCGGAUGCAUUUGUGACUAGCUCUCCCUUGAGACUUCCACUGUGCCCGUAUCGUUACGUUGUGGCUUCCUGCUUUUUUUUCGAGGCAAAUGUCUGUAAUGCUGUUUCACGU